This is a messenger RNA of Aspergillus welwitschiae, 1008 nucleotides long. Its product is annotated as isocitrate lyase/PEP mutase family protein. Gene Ontology annotation, molecular function: catalytic activity. NCBI's taxonomy places the organism in Eukaryota, Fungi, Ascomycota, Eurotiomycetes, Eurotiales, Aspergillaceae. The coding region runs from base 1 to 1008 and encodes 335 amino acids. The transcript has 3 exons. The record is from RefSeq and is a predicted model, not a curated record.
AUGUCUGCCAGCGAAGUGCCUUACCCCUUCCAGUUCGACUCCCUGCGGACACAUGAACCAGGUGUUGGACCACAGGACGGCACCACCCAGGAUGUGACCGUCAAACUUCCCAACGUGCGCGGCCGAAUCCCAUCAUUGCAAGCCUCUCGACUCCGUACGAUGAUGCUCGAGGCACAUGGAGACCCAAACAAGAUCCUUGCACACGCCUGCUCCUAUGACGGUCUUUCCUCCCGCUUGGUCGAGGAGGCCGGGUUUCCCAUGGUCUUCCUUGCGGGUUACGCGGUUGCCAGCUCCUAUGGCCUCCCCGAUACCGGCUACAUUGCCAUGGCAGAGAUGUGCGACAAGAUUCGUGAUGCCGUGCGACAAGUUUCUGUUCCCGUUAUGGCGGAUGGUGACACGGGCUAUGGCAGUCCGCUGAAUGUUAAGCGAACAGUGGAGAGCUUUGCCGCUGCUGGUGCGGCUGGCGUUAUGAUUGAAGACCAACAAUGGCCUAAACGGUGCGGCCACACCAAAGGCAAAAGCGUAGUAUCGCGCGAGGAAGCCUUCGCUCGGAUCAAAGCCGCUUGCGACGCACGUAAUCAAGGCCUAGAUAUUUUUAUUUUGGCGCGGACUGACGCUCUCAUUCACGGGUGGGACGAAGCCAUGUCCCGAGCACACGAGUUCCGCCGUCUCGGUGUCGAUGCAGUCUUCGUUGAAGCUUUACCUGACCGCGAGGCCAUGAAACGCUGUGUGCAGGAAGUAGGAAUCCCCACAUUUGCUAAUAUUAUUGAAGGAGGAAAGACCGAAAAUCUGUCCGCUAAGGACCUCGCAGAGUUGGGUUUCUGCGCUGUGGCGUAUCCGUGGACGUUGGUCGCUGCGCAUUUACGUGGGCUGCGCGAAGCCCUUGAUGGGUUGAAGCGGAGCAUGACUGUUGGAGCGCCACCGAUGAUCCUGACAUAUGAUCAAGUCUGCGAAGGUGUCGGGUUUAAUAAAUAUUGGAACCUGGAGGAGAGAUAUAAAUACGAGUGA